Bombus pyrosoma is the source of this 4380-nucleotide messenger RNA. It is a transcript of the gene stj, whose product is annotated as voltage-dependent calcium channel subunit alpha-2/delta-3. The record is from RefSeq and is a predicted model, not a curated record. Bases 604 to 4314 code for a protein of 1236 amino acids. The transcript is spliced from 20 exons. Gene Ontology annotation, cellular component: voltage-gated calcium channel complex. NCBI's taxonomy places the organism in Eukaryota, Metazoa, Arthropoda, Insecta, Hymenoptera, Apidae. Gene Ontology annotation, molecular function: voltage-gated calcium channel activity.
CAUUAACGCCAACUCAUUGGAUUCCUCAUCUCCUCUUUCCUAUCGCUAAACAAGAUUAAAAAUUCAAGGAUGACCAUUUCUUAAAUCUGGACGAUAACCAUAACAGAAAUCUACGAAAACGUGUCGAAUCAACGAAGAACUCGAACGUUCUCCCUGAUUCUAUAAAUUUGCGAAAACAUCAGCCACCUACAAUAACUACGAGAAUCGCCGCUACGAAAAUCUUUGGAAAAACAAGGGCGGCCGAGUUCGAAGGUGACUUUUCCGAGAGACAAACAUUAUUAUCAAUUUCGUAAGGAUGCUUAUACGAACGGCGACGCGGCGUCGGGACUCGCCGGCCGUUCCGACGGCUCUCUGCUCGUCAUCGCGCGCAAGCUCCACGUCUCGCCGAACGAUCGAUAAACCAUACUGGCGAGUACCGUGGUGUCCGGAGUGGAACGGUGCGCGCACUGCAUGGCGACGACGUCGACGACGACGACGAGCACGACGACAACGACCACGGUCGGACCGGAGUAUCCUUAAUGUCAAACGCGAGCCUUCUCUCGGCCUCAGUUUUGUUUACCGUGUCCUCGCGUAAACACCGGAGCGCCGAAGAAGACAAGAGUUAUGAGGCUCCGUUUCCUGCCUGCUAUCGUCAUCCUGAUCCUAAUCGAGGCACAUGGUGACAACAUAUCGUCCGACAAAGUGGGAACAUGGGCAAAACAGUUGGGUUUCGAGUUGUCGCAGUUGGCCAAGUUUGUCACCAACGUGGACAAGUUCACCGAAAGCUACAAACAGGCAGCGGUGAAGCCACGUGAUGGCACUGCUUUAGUCCACGAAAUCGCUAAAGACAUCAAAGCCAUGAUGGAAUCGAAGAUAUCAGCUAUUAAGAGAAUCAUGGAUGUCGCGGAAACAUCAGCCUUGUCCGCUCCAGAUGCCGAUCCUCCGGAGUCCUUCUUAUAUAUCAACGCAAAGAACAACACGAUCUAUCUGAAACACAGUGCUCACUUCGGCGGUCAAGUCAAUUUGACCAUGUCAGCAGUUCACGUUCCGACGAAUGUCUAUGAUCGAGCAUCUAACGUAAUUAGAGCGAUCAAAUGGUCCGAGGAGUUGGACAAAACCUUCAUCAACAACUACGAACAAGAUCCUUCAUUGUCUUGGCAAUAUUUUGGUAGCGCGACUGGUUUCAUGAGGCAAUAUCCUGCGAUGAACUGGUUGAUGGAGCCUGUGGAUUUGUUCGACUGCAGAACCAGAAGUUGGUACAUCGAGGCAGCUACCAGUCCAAAAGACAUUCUUAUUCUUAUAGAUACUUCCGGUAGUAUGACAGGGAUUCGCAGAGAAAUUGCUAGACACGUAGUGAAUAAUAUUCUGGACACUCUUGGAAAUAAUGAUUUUGUUAACAUCAUAACGUUCUCCAACGUUACGAAAGAGGUGGUGCCAUGUUUCAAUGACACCUUAGUACAAGCUAAUUUAGCGAACGUGAGGGAAUUAAAGAGAGCUAUCAUGAAUCUAGACACGGAGAAAAUUGCGAAUUUCUCCCUGGCCUUGACCACCGCAUUUGAACUCCUUGGAACCUACCGAACCGAGAGGGAAGGAGCCAGGUGCAACCAAGCGAUUAUGCUGAUAACAGACGGCGUUCCUUAUAACUACAAGGAGAUCUUCGAGACAUACAACUGGGAAGAUAAUUCCAACGAGCCCUUUAAAGCUGACAUGCCUGUCAGAAUGUUCACUUAUCUGAUUGGCAGAGAAGUGGCAGACGUAAAGGAGGUGCAGUGGAUGGCCUGUGCUAACAGAGGUUACUUCGUGCAUCUUUGUACUUUGGCUGAAGUGAGGGAAGAGGUCCUUAAAUAUGUUCCUGUAAUGGCAAGACCAUUGGUUCUCGGUCGUACGGAUCAUCCAACGAUCUGGACUCCAGUCUACGCCGACGUGACAGAUCCAAAGAUGACCGAUUGGUUGUGGGAGCAAAGAGAAAGCGAAGAACAGAAAGAGAGAUUCCUCAUGCUUCACAGCAGGAAAAAAUUCUUCAAUGCAGAGGAACGAGAUCGCAGAUUCGUGAAAAAGCAGAGGAAAUCGCACGACCAGAGCGGCGAUCUUCAGGAAUACAGGCUAAUGACUUCGGUUAGCAUGCCGGUGUUCGACCGACGAGAGAACGCGAACAUCACAAGGCAGGUGCUGGUGAACGAAGCAUACUGGGUGACAGAGACAAGAGAGACACGAAUCGCAGAUCUGCUCGGCGUCGCUGGUACGGAUGUUCCUAUCGAAGAGAUACAGAAACUCAUGAUGCCACAUUUACUUGGCGUCAAUGGAUACGCGUUCAUUGUUACAAAUAACGGUUUCAUCCUGAUUCAUCCAGACCUCCGACCAGUGUUUCAGGGCAUCCUAAAACCAGCGUACAAUAGCGUCGACAUGGCGGAGGUUGAGCUGAUGGAUCAGGAUAGGGAACCCAGGGAAUUCGAUGAAGGAAUUAUUACGCUUCGGGAUGACGUGGUCGACCAAAAAAACGGUAGCGUGACAUUGCACACGAAAUAUCAUUACGAUGAUAUGAAACGUGUGGGUAGGGUAAGGAGGAAGUACGAUUACACAGGUAUACCAAAUACACCAUUCACGGUGGUGGUUAGUCUGCCGGAACAUGAACACAUUGGAAAUUAUCGCGUGCACGCAACCGAAGAAAUACAUCGUUCACACGUUAGUGGCAAGAACGUGUCUGAUUAUUUCACUGGUAAAAACUGGCGGGUACAUCCACAUUGGCUAUACUGCAAGUAUCACUAUGAAGAUGAUCGACCGUUCAAUACCUCGGAAGAGCAGCUUGUGCACUUCCUACAGCGAACCCGCCAGCCAGGCUGGAGGUGGAAUGACAUGAAACAGCCAUCCCAGCCACCGGAAUAUUCAGCCACGAAUUCCGGUAAUGACACUCACCGCAAAUCAAAACCUACACCAUACAAAGCGGACAAAGACUCUUAUUACUGCGACAGGGAUCUUCUAUUGAGUCUGGUUUUCGAUGCAAAGGUAACCCAAUGGUUCGCGAAUCCCAAAACUGCACGCGAAGAGGCAGGACCUUUAGCUAGGCUGAUGAAUCUGCUGCCCAGGAAAGAUUUCCAACAACGUUUCGGCGUAACGCUUGCCUUCAUGGCUACCCAUAGUGGUCUGACAAGAUGGAAAGACUUCAUGAUAAACGAAGAAGAAACUAUUCCUGAUGACCACUUCAGUAAGAUGUAUCCCAGAGCUAUCGACGAAGUGUGGUACAAGCGUGCUGUGGAGCAGCACUACGUGAAUUCGGAUAGCUUCGUCUUUUCCGUGCCAAUCGACGAGGAAGGGGCAGACAACACUACUCUUGUCACUGCCAGUCGUGCCAUAUUUAUCGGGACUGAUAAGGAAAAGGCGCCAGCUGCGGUUGUUGGUUUCCAGUUCCAACAUACCGCUCUCCAGGCUCUUUUUCAGAAUAUUACAUUUAGUUGCAAAGGAGGUGAAAAGUGCACAGAUUGCGCUGCGGAUAACUGGGCCUGCUACUUGAUCGACGACAAUGGAUACGUGAUUGCAGCCGAAGAUAAAUCUGAUGCUGGGAAAUUCUUUGGUGAACUGAAAGGACCAAUUAUGUCUAGUUUGGUAAAAGAAGGUGUCUUUGAAAAAAUCAGAAUAUUCGACUAUCAAGCAGUCUGCUUCAAAAGUAAGCAAACUAGUAAUGAUGGAAGCAUUUUGUUGACGCCAUGGAAACACAUGCAACAGAUGGUUUCGUGGCUCGUCGGCCAAGCAGCCUGGGCUUGGGCUAAAGCUGGAAUUUGGGAAUCCGACUACGCAGAAGCGUAUGCUUAUCCGAACGAAGAUGAAGGUAUGCAUGAAGACUAUCAGGAAAGCGAAGAGAAACCACCGAUAGAUCCUAAGGAUGAGAGGCUAUUCGACCAAAAGGUUUUGAUCAAUCGAACACGACCAGAAGCUUGCGAUCAAGAGGUAUAUCUGUACUUGCGAAACGCAUCCUUCAACUUGUCCAACACAGAUCUAGGCGCAAAUACAGGAUGUAAAUACAUCGUGCAACCAGUUGAAUACAGUAACAUGCUUCUUCUGGUUGUGAACAUUGAUGAGAGCUGCGAGCAAAUGAUGAUGCCUCCUUUGAGCGUCAUUCCAGAAGAAAUAAUCUACGAGAAUAAUUCCCUGGUAUGCCAAAAGGCGCUCACUUCAUUAAAACGAAAGAGACCUCAAUCCUGUAUUCGUAGUCACGCGAGGGAGAGCGAGAUCAAAGAUCUUUGCGGUUCAGCUUCGAAUGUGGCGCCGAAUGUCUACCUCCUUCUUCUUUUAUCAUUAAUUUACACUUUGGUUCACCGACUCGUUUUUGAUCAACAUUAAUGUUUCAUUAAAUCGAUUUAAGACGAAAGACAAGAGAUAGAAGGCGAUUAAAAUUUCAGUUACAAA